Molecule: messenger RNA, 879 nt
Organism: Parnassius apollo (apollo)
Lineage: Eukaryota; Metazoa; Arthropoda; Insecta; Lepidoptera; Papilionidae
Source: the annotation of a GenBank genome assembly
AUGUUCCAAGAAGCGUCUCCACCGAAGGAACAAAUGUUGGCAACAAGCGUAGGUAUUCCUUUGGUGUUGGCGCCGAAAAUGGAAACACGGUUCCCGAUAUUGUUUCAAGUUUUGUUGCCAACACUAGAUACAAAAGAUUGGCGAAUUGGAAAUAAAGGGCGCCUAAAACUAUGUGCCCCUCGUAAGAAGAAGUUGAAAAGAACAUUGAGAGGAUGGUUCAUGAAUAAAGAAAACAUUCCUCCUGUACUGGAUACGUCCCAACCAUCACCUCGUGAGUCAUUUAAACAAGUCGUCGUGCAAGCCCAAGUGCAUGAGACUACUUUACGACAAGACAAGGCUUUACGGUGGAAAAAUAUACUUUUAGAAAACGAUCCUUGCGAUCAGACUGGUCCCGGAGAAAUAUCAACUCAAACUGAUUGGGAUAUCAUAGAAUCAGACGUUGAUUUUGCUCGUUACACGCCGAUUUCGGCCACGCAGGAAGAAUCGAUAUCAACCACACAAGAAUAUAACAAAUCCAGUGCCUCAGAACCCGAUUCAGAUAAAUACAAUUUUUCUUUUGAAACUGACAACUGUGAUAACAGUGAUUGUGCGAAUUUAGAAGGAAAUAGAAUAGUGAAUAUUGCUUAUCUAUUUCAACAAUUGAAAAAUAUUAGGCAUGAUCCAUUUGAAUGUAAUUUUCAGCACUUAGAAUUUAUAAGGGAAAACAGAAUUGCGUUUUACUCACAAUUUGUUUUCAAGUGCAAAUUUUGCAACAAAAUAGAAAAGAUUGAAUCUCAACAGUCUAAUAAAGAAUCUAAAGACAUACCUAUUAAUUUAAAUGUAAUCGAGGGUAUUUCACAAACUGGCAAUGGGUGGAGCCAGCUUGAUGAGUUAUGUUAA